Heterotrigona itama is the source of this 510-nucleotide messenger RNA. Lineage: Eukaryota; Metazoa; Arthropoda; Insecta; Hymenoptera; Apidae. The record is from the annotation of a GenBank genome assembly.
AUGUCAAAUAGGCAUUACAUGUUAAUUAGUAUUGAGAAGCACACUUGCUUUGUAGAAAGCAUUCCUCGCAGUAUUUUCCAUGUUUGGAUUUCUUCGAAUGGCAACGGAAAUGUAUCACACAUUAAGCAAUUAUGGAUUUUAGCAAUUAACUUUUUAACACAAGAUCCCGUCUCUGGCUUUGGUCCUUGUUGUUCAUCUUAUGGAAGCUCGUGGCAUUCGGUGAUAUGGUGUUUACUGCGCUAUGAAAGCAGCCAUUAUUAUUCUUACACUGGCAUCAUCAUUUAUCCGUUCUUCUUUACGCAUGACUACACAUGUUACAUAGAGAUUACAGCAUACGCCAGCACAACUACUUCAUUCACUCAUGGAUAUAUUUUCCUAUUAUUCUUUGAAAGCAAUGCAGUUCAUUGUACCGAAAUGGAUCUUAGUAUUGAUCACUACACUGCAGAUAGCACAAAUGAUUUGGAGUUGCUUCAUUACUAUGACGGCUUACAAUUACGUAAAAACUGGUGA